This is a messenger RNA of Lichtheimia ornata, 1497 nucleotides long. RefSeq lists its product as uncharacterized. Bases 1 to 1497 code for a protein of 498 amino acids. NCBI's taxonomy places the organism in Eukaryota, Fungi, Mucoromycota, Mucoromycetes, Mucorales, Lichtheimiaceae. The record is from RefSeq and is a predicted model, not a curated record. The transcript is spliced from 4 exons. Gene Ontology annotation, cellular component: box C/D methylation guide snoRNP complex; small-subunit processome. Gene Ontology annotation, molecular function: snoRNA binding.
AUGCUCGUCCUCUACGAAACCGCUGCAGGUUAUGCUCUCUUCAAGCUCGUCGAUGACGGCAAGUUGGAGAAGCCCGAUGACAUUUGGAAGCACUUUGAGACCGCCGAAAAGGCUAAUCAAACUGUCAAGCUCAAGGCCUUUUCCAAAUUCGAGAACACCACCGAUGCCUUGUCUGCAGUGACUGGUAUUGUCGAGGGCAAGAUACCCAAGAAUCUCAAAAAGUUCUUGUCGAGCGAGAUCUCUGAAAAGGAAAUGAAGAAGGAGAAGCUUGUCGUUGGCGAUCCCAAGCUUGGCAGUGCUGUCAACAAGAAGCUCGGCAUUAACGUUGUAUCUGAUUCGACUGUUAUGGACUUGUACCGUGGUAUUCGUGAACAAUUCGAGUCCCUUGUGUCCGGUCUUUCGCAUCAUGAUUUGAACGCCAUGUCGCUUGGUUUGUCGCAUUCGCUUUCUCGUUACAAACUCAAGUUCAGCCCUGACAAAGUCGACACCAUGAUUGUGCAAGCUAUUGGAUUGUUGGAUGACCUUGACAAAGAACUCAACACUUAUUCGAUGCGUGUCAAGGAAUGGUACGGCUGGCAUUUCCCUGAAAUGGGCAAGAUCAUUGUCGACAAUCUUGCUUACGCCAAGGUCGUCAAGACUAUGGGCUUCCGCACCAAUGCCCAAAGCACUGAUCUUUCCACCAUUUUGCCUGAAGAACUCGAAGCCGAAGUCAAGGAUGCUGCUGAGAUCUCCAUGGGUACCGAAAUCUCGGAUGAGGAUAUUGAAAACAUUCAUUGUCUUUGCGACCAAGUCAUCAACAUCUCCGAAUAUCGUGCUCAACUCUAUGAAUAUCUCAAGAACCGCAUGAAUGCCAUUGCUCCCAACCUUACUACUCUUGUGGGUGAACUUGUUGGUGCUCGUUUGAUUGCCCAUGCCGGCUCUUUGAUGAACCUUGCCAAGCAACCUGCAUCCACCAUUCAGAUCUUGGGUGCUGAAAAGGCUCUUUUCCGUGCCUUGAAGACCAAGCACAACACACCAAAGUAUGGUUUGAUUUACCACGCUUCCUUGAUUGGCCAAGCUGCUCCAAAGUCCAAGGCAAAGAUUGCACGUAUGCUUGCUACCAAGUCUGCUAUUGCCCUUAGAGUCGAUGCUCUUGGUGAGACUGAGAAUGCUGAUGUUGGUAUUGAGGGUCGUACCAAGGUCGAAACCCGUAUUCGCAUGCUUGAGAACCGUGCCAAUGCUCGUGUCAACCGUGACAAGUCAUCCUUCAAGCAAGAAAAGUUCCAAUUCAACAAAUCCAGCACAUACAACGCUGAGAAUGAUGCUGUCAUGACUGAAUCUGCUCCUGUAUCACCACCAGAAGAACCCUCCAAGAAGCGGAAAGCAGAUGAAGAAGCAGCAGCAGCCAAGCCUGCCGAAGCCGAGGAUGAGCAACCCAAGGCUAAGAAGGCAAAGAAGGAAAAGAAGGAUAAAAAGGACAAGAAGGAAAAGAAGAAAUCAAAGAAGGAAAAGGAGUAA